Messenger RNA from Physeter macrocephalus (sperm whale), 2484 nucleotides. RefSeq names its product asporin (gene ASPN). The record is from RefSeq and is a predicted model, not a curated record. NCBI's taxonomy places the organism in Eukaryota, Metazoa, Chordata, Mammalia, Artiodactyla, Physeteridae. The coding region runs from base 228 to 1466 and encodes 412 amino acids. The transcript has 9 exons. Gene Ontology annotation, molecular function: protein binding.
UGGCUACGAUACAAACAGUGAUGGAAAACACAUGAGCAGUAACAAGUUUUAAUCUCGCUUCUCAGUACUAACAUGGGCUAAUCUGUGGAAGCAGCUUAUUCCAGUGUCACCCAGGGUGCAGCCACACCAGGCUCUGCAGAAGGGUGUUUUUCUUUUAAAUGUAAUACCUUCUCAUAUUUUCUUCUUAAAUAGUAGCUGAGAACAUUUACGUUAUAGAUAAGUAGUACAUGGUGGAAAAUUCUACUUUCAAGAGAACUUACUCUCUUCUUACAAGAGUAAAUGGUGCUAGCCCUCAAGAAAUUGUGGCUCCAGACUAUUUUGAAGUUCUAGAUUGGUCCCCUACACAGGACGACAUGAAGGAGUAUGUGCUCCUAGUGUUCUUGACUUUGUGCUCUGCCCAACCCUUAUUUCACUCUUCGUACCUGACACUGAAGAAUAUGAUGCUGAAGGACAUGGAAGACGAAGGUGAUGGUGAUGCUGACAACUCUCUUUUUCCAACAAGAGAGCCAAUUAACCCCUUCUUCCCAUUCGAUCUGUUUCCAACAUGUCCAUUUGGAUGCCAAUGCUACUCGAGAGUUGUACACUGUUCUGAUCUAGGUUUGUCCUCUGUCCCAAGCAAUAUUCCAUUUGAUACCCGAAUGGUUGACCUUCAAAACAAUAAAAUUAUGGAAAUCAAAGAAAAUGAUUUUAAAGGACUCAUCUCACUUUAUGCUUUGAUUCUGAACAACAACAAACUAACAAAGAUUCACCCCAAAGCCUUUCUAACCACAAAGAAGUUGCGAAGGCUAUAUCUGUCCCACAAUCAACUAAGUGAAAUACCACUUAAUCUUCCCAAAUCGUUAGCAGAACUCAGAAUUCAUGACAAUAAAGUUAAGAAAAUACAAAAGGAGACAUUCAAAGGAAUGAAUUCUUUACAUGUGCUAGAAAUGAGUGCAAACCCUCUUGAUAACAAUGGGAUUGAACCAGGGGCAUUUGAAGGGGUAACAGUGUUUCAUAUCAGAAUUGCAGAAGCAAAACUGACCUCAAUUCCUAAAGAACUACCUUCAACUUUACUGGAGCUACAUUUAGAUUAUAAUAAAAUUUCAACUGUGGAACUAGAGGAUUUUAAACGAUACAAAGAUCUGCAACGGCUGGGUCUAGGAAACAACAGAAUCACAGAUAUCGAAAAUGGAAGUCUUGCUAACAUACCACGUGUGAGAGAAAUACACUUGGAAAACAAUAAACUGAAAAAAAUCCCCUCAGGAUUACAAGAGUUGAAAUACCUCCAGAUAAUCUUCCUUCAUUCUAAUUCAAUUACGAAAGUGGGAGUGAAUGACUUCUGCCCAGCAGUGCCAAAGAUGAAGAAGUCUUUAUACAGUGCAAUAAGUUUAUUCAACAACCCAGUGAAGUAUUGGGAAGUACAACCUGCAACAUUUCGUUGUGUUUUGAGCAGAAUGAGUGUUCAGCUUGGGAACUUCAGAAAGUAAUAAUUAGUAAUUAGUGAUAUCCAUUUAAUGUAAAAUUCAAAAAUUGUUACAUUUGGAAUACUUGAACUCUGUUUAAAAUGGUGGUAUUAUGCACAUAAGCAAAAAAUCUAUUCCCAUGUGGUAAGUCCACUGACUUACUAUAUGACAAAAAAUUUCAACAGAAUUUUGCAAAAACUAUUGAUACAUCAGGAUUAAAGGAAAUAAGUAUCUGUUGCAGUUUCCUUUUACAUAUAAAUGAUUUUGCAUAAAUCUCAUGCUUGAAUGUUCUUUCUCAGUAACAAAAAAUAAGACAUUCAGUAUUUAACACUUUGUUAUCAAGUGCAUUUAAAAAAGAACUGUACUGUAAAUGGAAUGCUUGACUUAACAAACUUUGUGCUCUUUCAUCUGCUAUUAGAAAAAGAAAACUGGCAAAUACGGUUAUAUAAAAAGUAUGUUAUAUUAUCCUUAAAAACUUGGGUAUUACUGUAAUAUUUCUAAUAAUGUUGAAGUAUGGUUUGAUAUAAUCUUAUUCAAAUUCUCAUGCCUUAGAGCCUUACUGUCUUUAUGUUUAAAACUCCUUAUAAUAAAGCCUUCAGUAAGUGUUUAUUACCAACUCAACAGAUGCUAUUCAUAACAGCUUUUUUCAAGCUGUAACACAUGCUUUUCUUUUUAACUAUUAUUACCUGAUUAUAAAACCUCUAUAGAAAUGCAUAGUGAGUGUUUAUAUAAAAUCUCACACUUUUUAUUAUCAGUUAUUAUAAGCUUUUAAUAGUGUGUCAAUUGUUAGGUUAUAUAACACUGUCACCUCAAUGCUAAGGAAUAUUUUUGAGAUGUCCCUUUGUAAGACCUUCGUUGGAAGAGACUGGAUACUAUCAACUCUACACCAAACUGUCUCCUUAAAUAUGCACAAACUGGAUAACUCUGAAAAACACACCUGGUAUAACAGAAUAGGCAGAGCAUUAAACAGAAUGCACAGCUCUGUAUAAAAAUUAAGAGUACUUAUGUAUAUUUUUGUUGGUGUUCAACAUAAGUAAAACUA